Penaeus vannamei (Pacific white shrimp) is the source of this 1959-nucleotide messenger RNA. The record is from RefSeq and is a predicted model, not a curated record. NCBI's taxonomy places the organism in Eukaryota, Metazoa, Arthropoda, Malacostraca, Decapoda, Penaeidae.
AUGGCGUUGUUGGAGAUCUAUUUCCUGAUCAUGCUGUUUCGUUCUAUUGAAAUCUUGAUAGUCAAGGAAUUACAGUUACUGGAGGGGAAUGAAGCAACGAUAUCUGCAGCAUCUAUAUUGACUACUUCAUCCAUGGCUUCAAAAAGAGACAACUGCUCCUGCUUCCAACGAAAUGUAGCCAGUAUUGCUAGCCCAUUGUAUAAUUUUACUGCAAAAGAAGUUCUAUGGAACUGUUCAGUAAAAUGUCAUGAAACUUUUGACAAGAUUAAGACUGAAAUAACUAAAGAAACUUUUCUAGUACACUACAAUAAAGAUUUGCCUGUAAAACUAGUGUGUGAUGCAUCGCAAGUAGGGUUAGGUGCAGUAUUAGCUCACAUUAUGGAAGAUGGUACUGAAAGACCCAUUGCUUUUGCAUCAAGACUACUGAAUAAGGCAGAACAGAGAUAUUCUCAGAUUGAGAAAGAGGGAUUAGCUUUGGUUUAUGGUGUUAAAAAGUUCCACAUGUACCUCUAUGGCAGAACGACCUUUACAUUAGUAACGGAUCACAAGCCACUAUUAGCCAUUUUAGGACCAAAGAAGAGUCUGCCGGAAUUUGUAGCAGCUCGUUUACACAGAUGGUCAAUAACCCUAGCUGCCUAUAACUAUGGCAUAGAGUAUAGGUCAACAGCCAAGAUGGGGAAUGCAUGUGCUCUGUCGAGACUGCCAGUCGAUCAGGCUUCCAGUGAGGAAUCAUCGAGCAUUUUGUUGUGUUUGCCACUAAAUAAUAAUGAUGUAUUGUCGGAGCAGCAAUACAAGCCAUUUACAGACGUGUGGUCAGAGUUGUCAGUUGUACAGGAUUGUAUAUUGAGAAAAACCAGGGUAAUAAUUCCGGACCGUUUGAAAGGCAGAGUUCUUGCGGAGUUACAUGCCGAACACCAAGGUAUUGUACUCACAAAGGCAAUUGCUCGUACUUUUGUGUGGUGGCCUGGUAUUGACAAUGACAUUACGACUCAUGUAAGAAAUUGUGAGGGAUGUGCAUUCCAGCAGAACAAUCCAGCUCCAUGUAAGACACACCCUUGGGAGACACCGAGUACUUCAUGGCAGAGAGUACACAUUGACUUUGCAGGUCCUUUUCGAGGUCACACUUUCUUGAUUGUAGUUGACUCAUUUAGUAAGUGGCCUGAAGUUAUACCAAUGAUCUCUACAACUGCAUAUAGCACCGUGAGAGUGCUAAUGUCCCUAUUUGCAACACAUGGUAUUCCUGAACAAAUUGUGUUGGAUAACGGACCUCAGUUUGUUUCAAGUGAGUUUGAUAGUUUUUGUAAGGGAAACAACAUCAAACACAUUCGUAAUGCUCCAUAUCACUCUGCAACGAAUGGUGAGACAGAAAGAUUUGUACAGACGUUCAAGUCUAACAUGAAAUGUAGAGGCAGUCGCAGAUCUGGUCUCACCGCUAACAUAAACAGGUUCCUACUAUCACAUAGAACCACUCCUCAUGCAACCACAGGUUGUUCACCUUCAUUUCUGUUGAUGGGGAAGAGGGUGAGAUGUAGGUUAGUUGCAAUGACACCAAAAUUGGCUGUAGAACAAACAAGUAAAACCGAGAGUGUGAGGGACUAUAGAGAAUUUAACAUUGGAGAUAAAGUACUGAUAAGAUCAUAUACUUCUUCAGAAGAAAAAUGGUUUGAAGGACAAGUAGUACAAAAGCUAGGUAAAUUGCAUUACAUGCAAGAUCAAUCAAUACAACAGGAAAAGAAGGAAGUUAAAGUAGCCCAGGAGAAUAUGCCUUCUGAUAUACCUAAAAAGAAAGACUACCACGAAGGUCUACCAGAAAUAAACUUCCGGCUAGAUAUGUUGACAAUUAUAUCCUUACGGGAAAAUUUAACACAAAAGGAAAGGAGAACUCACUCAAAGUAUAUCUUGUCCACGUGGCAGCUGUCCUGGGAGAUCAUGCCGGACGCGAGGUCGACCUCUGUGUAG